Messenger RNA from Hyposmocoma kahamanoa, 3713 nucleotides. Its product is annotated as tubulin glycylase 3A-like. Gene Ontology annotation, cellular component: cilium. Gene Ontology annotation, biological process: cilium movement; cilium assembly; protein polyglycylation. The transcript is spliced from 6 exons. The record is from RefSeq and is a predicted model, not a curated record. Gene Ontology annotation, molecular function: protein-glycine ligase activity, initiating. NCBI's taxonomy places the organism in Eukaryota, Metazoa, Arthropoda, Insecta, Lepidoptera, Cosmopterigidae. Bases 421 to 3324 code for a protein of 967 amino acids.
CCAAGCUUUGAGAACAGCAAAAAACUUCAAAUCCACAAGAAAACUGCAGCCGAAAAGGGCACCGCCAAUGAACUAAAAGAAGAAGAAGAAGCAGAGUCAUCAAUGGCGGCAAUUAAAUAGUAAAGUAAUGGGAAACAAAGUAACGCCUGAAUCUAUUAAUUAAUGGGAAACCUAUUAUAAACACUAAUACUACAUCCAAGAAUCAAAAUGCAACCAAAUCAGCUUUAUCAUUAGUCCAUUACGAUGAUCUCCCAACAAUGAAACCAACACACCAGGAUAACAGACAGAUGAAUUUCGUCAACGGGAAUGUCCAAUAUAACCAACUGCUAUAGAAACAAAAGGCGGCGUAACGUAAAUGUAGUGGCGUCGCGCCCAUUAACAAAAUUAUCUAUUAAAUUCCAACUUUAUUAAAGACAGACUAUGCAAGAAACUAAAACAGCGAUAGAAAAUCCGGCAUCGUCCGUAACCACUAAAGAAAUUAUUCAAAAAUUGGAUAACCACCAUUUGGAACAAUUAUUUGAAGAAUACAUGUAUUUUUACAAUAGGCGCAAGAGGUCACAAUUGAAACAAAAUGAAGAAUUAAAUCAGUCUUCGUACAAAUUUCCAAGAUUAAUUUCAGUGCGAUCACAAUCGGUGCAAACAAAUAUGAAAGACCACACAUAUCACGUAGUUUCAAAUAAAUCUUAUCUUCCUAGACAUUUAACGGACCUCAUGGAAAAACAGAAAAGUAUAGACAGAAAAAAGUAUGGACACUUUCAUACGUCACAGUCAGAAAUAUGUACUAGUCCAGUGAUAUUACAUGGACUGCAAAAUAAUACAAAAAGAAGCGUGCCGGUAUUUGUAAAGAAAACUGGUCACAAUAUUAGACCUUCAUUACAAAGUGUGCAAAAAUAUUCAGUGGGCCAAUCACAGAUUCUGUUGGAGCAUCAGUCGCUUAAACGUAAAGCACUAGAAGCUGCAAGCCAAAGAAAAAUAUUUUUGGUUUAUGGACGAGAUGCGGAAGAAAUAAGGAAAUCUUUGCUUAAUAGAGGUUGGGUUGAAAAACUACUACCGGAUGAUUUGUUAUCAAGAUAUAAUCUAAAAUUAGGCAAAAUAAGAUCAGAAACAAUUCGUUUAUCAAGUUACCUAAAAGAUUACCAUCCAAAUUUUGUUUGGGCUGGUAAAUUAUAUGAACCGUUCGAUUCUUGUUAUAAUCUCCAUUGUGGUAGUAGCCUCAAUAAAAGUAAGAACACUAAUAAGUAUAAAAAAGUACUUAGACAUGAUGAUGCUAUUGUGAAUCUACUGAGAGUAAAUUUAAAGUUAUGGUGUUCAAAAACAGGACUGUGUACAUCGCUGAAAGACAUGGCUUGGCAUUAUAUAAAGGAUGUAGCGGAUGUCUACGUUCCCCGGACAUACACCAAUACAGAUAGAAAUGAUUUGAUUGAUUUUGUAAACGAUUACCUCCUAACAGCGUGUACUGGCUUGUUGAAGUGGAUUCUAGACAAUUGGCAUAACGGCAUUACCAUUUUUAGCAGAACUGGAACGGUUUCCAUCAAUAUAAUAAUUUUUGCUCUGAAUAGGUGCAAAGAAUAUUUAAAUAAAAAAGAAAAUAAAGAUGUCGACGGAGCUCAAAGCAGAGCAAUUACACCCGGACAGUGGAAAACCUUUAUAAUGAAAUAUCAAAGUUUAACAGCUGGUGGAAGCCUCUUUAAAUUGGAGAAUGAACAAAAUAUCCCUCUGUUGUUAGUUUAUGCACAGUAUUUACUAAAAGAAAUUUUAAAAUACCGACCUCAACUAAGCUGUGAAGGUUGCCGUAAUAUUUGGAUUAUUAAACCGUCAAAUUUGUCCAUGGGUAUAGGAAUUCAAAUUUCGUCGCAUUUACAGACAAUACUAAAUAAAGUAACAGACACAAAAGAUAAAUACGUUAUUCAAAAAUAUGUUGAGGCACCGUAUCUGAUUUACAAAACGAAAUUUGAUAUAAGACAGUACUAUCUAAUUACUAGUACAUAUCCUUUAGAAAUAUGGAUGUACAAAGAUUGUUUUUUGAAGUUUUGUUCUCAAAAUUACAAUCUCAAUAGCUAUCAUGAAUCCAUUCAUCUUACUAACCAAGCAAUACAGAGACACUAUAAAAAUGGUCCUGAUCGAAAUCCUCGACUUCCAAACAAAAAUAUCUGUGGUUUAGACUCAUUCAAAGCAUAUCUAAAAUGUAUCAGACAGGAGGACAUUUGGGACAAGUUUAUAUACCCUGGAAUGAAAAAAACAAUCGUAGGAGUUAUGUUAAAUAAUCAAGAGGUUUUUUCUAAUAAUAAAAAUCGUUUCGCUUUGUAUGGAUGUGAUUUCCUACUUGACAAUAACUUCAGACCUUGGCUAAUGGAAAUCAAUAAGUCACCUGAUUUGGGUCCAUCUUACAAGGCAAAGCUUUGCGACAAAGUCCUGAACGAUGUUAUUAGAGUUGUAAUUGAUUAUGCCAAAAAUCCUGAAGCAUCCACUGGAGAAUUUGAGUGCGUGUAUCGCCAACCAACGACACCUUUUGAAAUUACCCAAGCAGAAGCAAAAGCUUUACAUGUACACGGUACUGCAUUACCAUUACAUUUACAAUCAAAUGAAAAAUUAUUAGAUAAAGCUUCUGUAUUUCGUUCCACUAAAGAAGCAUGUGUAAACAUUUUUAGUAAAUUGUAUUUUGAAUAUAGAUCAUUGAAUAUUACAAGAGAAUCUGAUAAUAACGUCCCUUUGAUUCUUAAUCAAAACAACAAAAGAGACGAUUUCAAAUCACAUACUAAAAUGAAAACAAGAACUGACCCAAGUAAAUAUAAAAACUAUUUUGAUUUGAAAAUAUACAAUGAGCCAUGUGCACGAAAGGAACUAAUUGCAAUGCCAGAAUACAUUACAUAUAUACCCACUGCGUUAGUAAAACAGGAAAAUGAUGAUGUGUUAGUUUUAAAUUCGGAAAAUGACAAGAAGAUACACGUUUACAUGACACAUAUAGAACCUAAUGCAAUGUCAGAUCUGUAUAAUAAUGAUAAUUUUGAUUUAAACUCACAAGAAGAGGCAUGUGACUAUGUAAAACUCGAAAAACUAAUUGCAAUAGCAAAACUACAUGCUGGGGAUCAUUUGCACUUAAACCCAAAUAAGGAGAUGUGUUUCUCCAUAACACAUUUAGAACCAAAUAUAACAAUAGGUCCAUAUAAUAAUAAGUAUUUGGCUUUUAACCCAGAAAAGGAUUCAUGCGCCUAUAUAACACAUACAGAACUAAAUGUAAUAGCAGAACCAGAUAAAUUCAGUUUAGAUCCAGACAACGAUAUGCGCCCACAUGAACAUGGACCUAAAAAUGAUGCAGUAAAAUAAAUGGAUAAUGACGAUCAUUUUGAUUUGAAUUCAGACAAAGAGACAUACGCGAACACUAAGCAAACAGAAUUAGAUGAAAAAAACAAUCCGAUACAUUUUAUAUGAUGGCACCAGUAUACCAGCGGUUCGGACUUUGGGUGAUGCACUUUAAGAGGUCUCAGUGAAAUUGUGCGAUAGAGCCAUUUUUAGAAAUGAACUUUUCUGAAUUGACUCUGAUGCAGAUGUUCGGUGCUCAGAUUUAAAUUCGUUUCUCUGGUACAAUUUUCUUACUCGUCUCAAGCGAGGUUAUAGUUGUUAUUAAAAUGUUAAUCCAGAAAAGGAAACAAGAGAGACGAAAGUACAUUAUGUAAAAAAAAAUCUUAUGAAUGUUACUAAUGUAAUGUAAUAAA